UCCCUGGUUUGCAACAGCAUCAACGAAGGCUGGGAUUACCGUCAACAUAUUUAUAUUGUAUUGGUUAGUUAGGUUAGUGUAUAGAGUCUGUGUCGAGUAAAUGCAUCAGACUGAGAUAUUACACAACAACGUAGGGAAUAAUUUUCAGUUGUUUUAGGUGAGAAUAAAUGGAAAUAAAGGUGGAAAAGGCGAAGACAAAUGGCGGCAUACAAGGUCCUCGAAGGACAUGAUAGGAGCAGAUAGGAUCAACGAGCAGUAUCGCCUGUGUCGCGGUCGCGGCAGGUAAGUAAACGUGAGUAAACGAGGAACUAGGUGAGCGCUGAGCGGUAGAUUAGCGUGGAUUGGGAGGGGAUAUAGGGUAGCGAACGAAUCAUAGGGAGUGAAGUUAGAGAGGGGAGAGUGCCGGUCGGUCGAAUUGCGAGUGUACUGUGCCGGUCUCGGUACUUGCUUCAGUCGCAUCGAGCUACUCGUGGAACGCGCGUCGCGUAGUGCAUGCAUGCAUGCUUGCUUGCGUGCGGUCAGACGUGCCGUGCAUGUGUGUGGUUAUUAUUGUGGUGUACUCGAAGUGGUCGGGUGUGCAUGUGUGCGGACCAUAAGACGGUGUUGCGCGGUCUCUGGACGGUGCAUAUCGCGAUUACUCGUAGCCGUCGUUUCGUCCGUCCGUCCAUCGUGAUCGCACCAAAUGCACGUCUCGAGAUCUGCUCCAACUCCAAGUAACAUCCCUGUGACGUUUCGCAGUGCGAGCGAUUCGUUGAACGACAAAAGAAAGAGGAAGCCGCGUCUCUCGACCCGCGGUUGAUGACUCUUGGAACGAUUGUGCCGAAUACGCGACCGAAGAAGAAGAAGAAGAAGAAGAAGAAGGAGGAGGCAGAGAAAUUGAGUCGUCUCGCAGCCCGUGUUCGUGUUAGUGUUCGUGUUCGUGAUCGUGUUACGUGUUCGUGAUCGUGUUCGUGUUUGUGCUCGUGUUUGCUCGUCUCCCACAAUCACGAUUUACGAAAUUUACCGGUCAUCCAUCGUCGUUCGACUCUCUUUACUGUCGAUUUCUGGCCCCGUUCCCGCGUGUCGCCAGCUAGUUGCUCAAAAUGAAAAUAAUACAGAGGCAUCGACACGCGAUCCUGGCACCUGUGUCAAUUCUGAUACUAUUAUGCGGCUACUUUGAUCUCGUGUCGUCUCGAUCGACGCGUUCUGCCCAACAUCCAGAGAACGAUACCGAUUUCGUGUCCACCGAUUGCGAACGUGUCAAGCCUUUUUUCGAGAGCAAGAGUAUCACGAUUGUCGCCACCAAGCAGAAUGCGCCCGAGGAUACGGGGAAAACAACUUGCAACGGCUUGUGCUGCAACCGAGAAGCCGAAGAACAGUUAAGACAUCAAGCCAGGGCGGAUUUUCACGAUUUGAUCCAUCAUCAUAGUAGAAGUCUGCAAGGUCUUCUGGCAACAACAGCGGAUGCAUUAAGGGAGACCGUGACGAUGCUCGCGAGGCAGUCGGAGAACAAAACGUUAACCCUGUUCGAUCAAGUGUACCGGGCGAUGGCGGUUUUGAGCAAACCUUCGAUAAAAGCAUUGUACCAGGCGAUGGUCGAUUACGUGUCACCGAGCAAUACACCGGACACGCUACAGCAGCCUCUUAGCCGCGACAUGCUUCAAGAACGCUUCAUCGAGUUCUUCACGAAACUGUUCCCCAUCGCGUACCACAACGCUGUCAACCCACACCAAUACGAGCAAGAUUUCACGGAUAAAUUUAAGACCUGCUUGUACGAGACGAUGGACGAAAUUCAACCGUUCGGAGACAUACCGAAGCAGAUCUCAAAGUCGGUCAGCAAAAGCCUAGAGGCGACGCGAGUGCUCGUGCAGGCAUUGACUCUUGGCAAAACGGUCCUCGAUCGAACCGACAGCGUCCUGUUUUCCGGUACCAGUCCUCAGCAGGAAGCCUGCUACGGUGCUCUCCUCAGGAUGACCUAUUGUCCGCGGUGCAAGGGCAUCGGUCCCGCUGUCAGACCCUGCAGCGGAUUCUGCACUAACGUCAUGAGAGGCUGCUUGACGGAACCAGCAUCCGAACUGGACCUCGCGUGGUCCGGUUACGUGGAAACGGUCGAGAGGCUUGUUGUGGCGGUCGACGGUCGUAACGAUCCGUUGGGCCUGAAUGCCGAGAAGGCUGUCAGACAAUUGGACACCCGCAUUUCCGAUGCUAUUAUGCACGCAAUGGAGAACGGGCCCGCGCUCGAGGAGAAGGUGAGAAAAGUGUGUGGUCGAUCGGAGCUGCAGCCAUCGGCAUCGAGCGAUGCGACCGUUACACCUUCGGAUACAGCUGCAACGGGCAAGUCGACGUCGUCGGGGAGCCUCGAAAUGCACGCAGCUGCGCCUCCUCUCACGCAUAGAACAUUGCAAACGCAGUUGCACGUGCAGCUGGGUAAUUUCUUGGCCAGUGUCGUCAGGUCUCGGACCUUCUAUGGUACUCUAGCCGACACGAUCUGCGAGGAAUACCCCGACAAACGAUGUUGGAACGGCGAACACGUCGGAGAGUAUACAAAGACGGUCGUAGACUCGAGUUUAACGUCGCAGAGGUACAACCCCGAGUUCACCAUAACGACCAUGUCACCGACGACGAGCUCCUACGGCAACACCAACACCAGCGUGCUCAUUGACCAAUUAAGGCACAUUAAUUUGAUCUUGCAAUCGCAGCUGGCAUCAGCGCCCGACAGCGGAACAUUGCUCGCCGACGAAGCUUUGGAUGGUUCGGGAAGCGGCGAUAGACAAGUUUGGAGGAAGAAAGGAAAAGGCGACGACAUCGAUAACGACGACGAAGACGCGCAUAGCGACGAUCACGACGACGACGAAGCAUCUGGCUCAGGAAUGGGCCCCACUACACCAGAUCCAUCGGUGAAAUUGAAUCGGGACAAUACGGCCACGGCUGGUUCAUCGAACGUGCUCUUAUCGUCUCUCGUCUUGAUAAUCGGUUGCGCGCUCUUGAUGGCUUAAAUUGCACCAGAAAUCGGCGCGAAAAAGGGGAAAAGUGAUUCGAUGAUCCGCGACCUAGACAUAGAAAAGACGACUUUGGAUCUCGCGUCAGCGAAUAGGCUGAUUCUGCUCGACACGCGAGAACGAUUCGACUUUGGGUGCUGAGAAUCUGCUUUAUAGGUAUUUAUCGUGCUGACGGAACGGAACAGCUGCGUGGAGCGUAUUUCCGGAAACAGCCAACGAGCCGAGAAAGAUUCGUAAGCAACAGCGAAACCAGUGGAAUCGUUCGUGUUUUCGGCUCGUUGGUUGGUGCAACCAGUCGAUUAUUCGACAAGUGUCGCGGAACGAACCCGAAGAGACAUUUUCCGUGAGAUUGUUCCGUGCAUGGGAGUCGUAAGCGAGGAUCGGCGCGGACCGGCAGAAAGCAAGAAAAGUGCAAACGGAGAAAUGAUUGUAACGUUUCCCGUGCUACGGCCGCCACGACGGAUGAUGUUUUCGCAGUCACUAUCUAGCAAUCUUCGCGAGAAAGAAAUGGCUGUUAACGAUGGGGACGAAGAUGUUUGGAAACAUUACGCGAAAGAAGAAAACAACGUGAAACGGAUUUUUACGGUUGUACAUUUUGUUUGUCGCGAACGGAGUCGGAGAAAUUUAUAUUUAGAAAAGCAAGACUGUGUAGAGAAAAUUUAAAACAAAGUUCAAUUUUUGCCGAGUCGUAGAGAAGUAUGUCUCUCGAGGAUGCUUCAAAGGAUGAAUAAAUUAACGAAAGAAGAAACUCGAUGAGAUUCGGGCUAAUUAGAAACAUUUUAUCAACGAUCCUCGCGCAAAGACUCGACGUUAUCUAUUCCUUUGACCGAACUCUUGGAAUCGAUCGUGAAGGAAAGGAACGACUACGAGAAGAGUAUACCGCAACUUUGAACACCCAAAGGAUGACUUUAUGUCGUUUACGCGUAUUAUUAGUCGUGACAAUUGAAACGUUGCCAUAUUUAAUUGAAGUGAAACGUUGAGAAGGCGCAACCGAAGACGCGUAUCAAGAGAUCGUGUGUAUUUAUCGGAAAUGUACAGAAAUUUGGAAACGGACGGAACGUACCGCAAUAUCGAGCAAUAAUUACGCAUCAAUUUAUACGCACACUUUACUGCCAACGUUUCGAACAACGAGCAAUUAUGUAGCAGCUUCCGUACUACGUGAAAUCAAAGUGUCUUUCCUAUUUGAAAGUAUCGUCAUCGUUAUCGUCAUCAUCACCAUCAUCAUCAACAUCAACAUCAACAUCAUCAUCAGCAGCAGCAGCAGCAGCAGCAGCAUCAACAUCAACGUAGCCGUGAAAGAGAUUUUUUGCUUCCAAGUUCGUGGCUUUGAAUAAUCAGCGGGAGGAAACCGAAGUGGAAAAACGCGACUACAGUGCCUCGCAUCUUGCGUUGUUCUUCAUCGACGCAUAAACUGUUUCGUGGCGAUGCCCAUUGUCGUUGGCGUCGAUACACGGACUAAUGACGAGGAAUUCGAUCCUCGUCGGGUGAUAUCGCGUGUGCAUGCCAUAUGUCAAAGCUAACUGCCAAAACGCCAGUUACGUGACUGAAGCUGGUUUCAGUGACACUUGGUUGACUCGGAAUACAACGAGGAAGAUUUCGAUUCCUCGUUUCGCGGGUUACGUUUUCCUUUCAACCCUUUUCCCGUCUCUCCGAUAGCUUUCAUCGAGACGAACAGUUCCCGAGAAUAGUCGCGAGACGACGAGCCUAUUUUGCACGCACCAGCUUCAGCCUUGCGAAAGUAACGUUUAACAAGUGGAAACGAUCGCGAUUCCAGUCGCUUAUUCGUGACCAUUGCGCGAUGCUUUCCACGAGAAGGUCGAAUUUACGGUUCGAGUUCGCACGUGCCAUCGAAUCGUACGGUACCGACGUCGAUUGUUUAAAAUUUUCGUUAUUUUACCAGGUAAAAUACUUACGGAGUGGUUGACGCGUUACGGGGAGCUAUAUGGAAACGUAUGCGAUUUCUGACAAAUCAAAUGAAUCGAGAGCUCCAUCAAACCUUGGACGUCUAAUUCUUUGAAGAAAUUUAUGAGAAUGAUUGCGUGGACGUAAAAAGAGACCACGUUUAGUUCUCGACAUACCAAAAUUGAAUCAUUGAUAAUCAAGUGUCCAGUGCCAUAAUUUUUAUUACUAUUUUAUCGAAAAUGUAAAGAUGUUCGUUUCAUGCUUCCGAUUCCUUUUCCACAUUGUCUUUAUUUGUCCCGUAUUAGUUAAAUUUUUUGAUACCGCUCCCGAGUAUCUGUCCGCCAAACUUUCUUUGGUCUCUUAUAAUCCGAUAUAAUUGUCCACUAUUUGCUCGAAUACUCGUUCGAAUGUGUUCAUUAUAAGCGAAUAUUUUUCCUCGAUUACAUCCACUUAUAAACACGCGCUUCGUUAAGAUUGUCCCCACCACUUGCCCAAGUUACUCGUAUGGAUUCGAUGAUAGCAAAUGUUUUUUCCGCGGAUGGAAAAAUACUUGGGAGCGGUAAUGUAUUUCUCUUGGAUCUGUUUAUAUUGUAUUAUAUAUUUAGAUACUUGAAGUGCCAAAAUGAAAAAGAAGAAAAACCAGAAAAAUGAAGUAGAGCGCUAACCGCGAGAAAGUAUCGUUGUUUACGCCUUAAAGCGAAAACAUGUUCCUUUGAAACGUCAAUAUUUUCGACGUGUAAACAUUCGAAGCGAAGCUCGAUUUCGGCGGUUUGAUUUCCAGCUAAAACGAUUAGACGCAAGGAAGAAAAUCGUGGAAGCUAGCGAAACGGGAGCCUGUCGGUGUAUUACGGCGGUAAGGGUCGAUUUGGCGCCCCGACGGCCGCACUGAUUUUGUACAUUUGGUUUUCUGAAUCUUCGAGUAUUAGUGCCUUUUUGAAUAUCCCUGGCCCCAGCGUCGUGUCAUCUCACGCCCGACAGAAGGAACAAGAGAAAGACCGUGCGUAUGCGUGUGUGUAUGUGUGUGCGCGUAUGCGAGGGAGAGAGAGAGUAUAGGGCAACAGGAUUGUAUAAGGCAUUCGUGCUGAAGCAUGUGUAGAGGGUGUGACCUUCUUUUCCUCCUGUUUAAUUUUUUCUGCGGAAAACUCGCCUAAGCAAUCUUGACCUCUAACGUAGACGACCAACCGCUUCUCGUGCUACCAAGUCGUCGAGGACAAGUCUCGUCUGUUUCGAAACUCGUAGGCGUCGACCAAUCGACAUUUUGGAACAAGUCCAGACUGUUCGAACGUAAAUUCGGGCAAAGUUCGGCCAACAACCGGUGUUUGACGCGUCGACGAGUGAGGCCAAUUUAACGUGACUCGAGCACAAUUGUCAGAAUUUAAAGUUGUAAUUCUUCAAGUCCAUAAUUCGCUUUGUCGGUGAUAUUUAGGCAGCAGGCAUUGAAAUAGACGUUGACGCGUAGGUCGUCCUUAAAACUCAUUUUGUCGUCCUCGGCCCCGAACGCGGUUCCGUGACCUCUUUGAUCGCGACGAUACUAAUUUAUAUCCCUAUUAAUGGCACACGCCUCCCGUAUAAUUUAGAAGAGUUAUCUCGUUGAAUGCGGCACUUACGGAGUAAGAAGGAAGUGGCCUUACGUUCGAACUCCUUCGAUACGUGUUGCUUCGCUUUACGCGUAAAGCAUCGUUGAGACUCUACGAACGAUCAUUUAUUUAUAUUGCUCUUUGUUAUACAUGUUUUUGUGGUGCUAUUUUAAUAAAAUGACGAUUAAUAAAAGUGAUAUAUUUAAACCAAACGAAUUGUAUUAAUGCUCCGAUGAAAAAAGAAACAAUCGUUACGGUCACACAUUUCUCUUUUUCUAUUGAGAUUCUCUUUUUAAAUUGGCUCUUUGAACGUUGAAUGGCUCCGAUGGCGAACUCAAUUAAAGUGGUGGUACAUAUUACUACCUACCGUAAACUUCCCCGCUCGACAAAUGCACAAUAUAAAAUACGUGCUUUCUUAAUAUCAAAGAAAAACUUGAUCGAGCACCAAGACGUGUCUCUGUUACACUAACCAGCUAUCCACAUCCUCAAUUUGUCAUGCCUCAACUACAAUAUUAUACAUACUAUAUAACGCUGCAAAGAAACAAUCCGUAUAAAUCGCGAAAAUUUAAGCUCUAAUUUCUCGUAUUACGUUAAUCACAAUGUUACACCAAAUGCCUAUUACGAAUGCAAUUUAAACGCCAAUGAGACUGACAAUGAACGCGUACAAAGGAUACACUCGAGACAGCCAGGUUCCGCAGUGAAAACGAAUGAUUCACGAUACCACGGACACAUUUAUUCGCAUAUAAGCAGUAAAAAGAGGAUUUAAUUGAUCUUAAUAAAUGUACACGACUGGCCAACUGUUGGAAAAAAAUUCCAACCAACCGCGAGUCAAGAAGAGGUUACAUCCUCGUUUUAACGAACAACGGCCACAAGCCAAUUGACUCGACGGUACUGUUUAAACCAUUGUGUUUUAAUAACUGAUCCUACCAGCUGAUUCUCAUCGGGCGCGAGCCGCUAAACGACGCCGACGACACGAGCUUUUUACUUUUCCCAUUAUUCGCUGGCCGUCGUAUUUAAUUUACUCUUUGAAAUUGUUACGUCGCAGAAAUAUACAAGCACUAUUUUAUUUGAAAAUAUUCAUGUAAUAUUUAAUCGAAAAGGAAAAUAUCAUCGAUUCGACGUACCGUUGGCAUCGGCGUCGGCGUCGGCGUCGGUUUCUCCGUCGCGUCGAUCUGGGACAAAGACAAACGACACUCUUAAAAGUCAGGAAGUACGUCUUGGUAAAUAUCCAUCGAAAAAGGCAGUUAUGGCUCUGAAGCGGUGGUUUGCGGAACGAUGUUGGUUCAAAUGUAUUUAUUUACUUUGCUAACACCGUUUGCGCUGAAAGUUGCUGGUAAACUUUCAUUCACUUUGAUCGCACUUUGGUAUUACCAUAACGAAUACUUGCCAUCGUUUGCUACAUUGGUUUUGUUUUUCGUUUGUUUUAUUUUACUUUAUUUUACGUUGAAAUAAAGAAAUUUAAUCGAAUAAUCGAGCAAAUGUUGUUUUCGACUUGCACGGUAUUUCGACUUUCGAGGAAUCGUGUAAAUCGGGAGGUAGGUGCAUCGGAAAAGAAAAUACACGAUAACGUCGAAGACGGGAAGAAAAGUUGAGCCGAUUUAAUUCGGGCUCGUUGCGCUCAGGCUUCUGUUCGACGAAUUUGCCGGGUUGGUUCUCGCUCGGACAGAGUUCCGGCGCAACUUUUACUCGCGUAUAGAAAAUAAACCGCGAAACGAGCGCGCAGUCUGGACUCUCUCCGAGUAUCGCGAGUUCAACGCGAUCAGAAGGGGAAAAGAAGGGAGCGAAACGAAGAAAAUUUAUACGAACGAGUAAAAGUGAGAAUGUAGUAAAAGUUAAACAGAAAAGCACCGAGGGAGUCUUGUAUAUACCGAAUGCGUGCUGUAUUUAUAUAUUAUAGACGAUAUACAUAAACAUAUAUACGUUUACUACUAACGUCGACCUAAAACAGUGUUUUCCAAAGUGAAAGGUACUGCCCUGCGCGCUGUGCCCUGCGUUUCAAAGGGGGUCGCAAAAGAAGAUUUAAAGCGUAUAUUUACCCUGACUUUCGAAAACCAAAUAUUGCCGCAGAGUAUUCUUACAGAGGACACUGAACAAACUUGAAAAGCAGCAAGGUUUUGCUUCCGUAAGAGUACUUUGUUCUAUUAUCACGCUAAUUUUACGCGUAAAUAACUGUGCCGAAAGUAUGAGAUCAUUUUAGCGGUUUAGCCUAGCGAUACACUCACGGUAUAUCCGUGAAGGCGAAACCGAACGCUCUUCGUUCGCUCUUCGCUGGUUCGUGUCAAUUGUUUUAGAAUGGAACUCGAAACUCGCUUCGUAAUCGCGUAAUUUUCCAUGCUCGAACCGAAGCCCACCUGUCCUCUUUGAUACCGUUGCUGCGGUCAAAUUCUUUCAGACUUUCGCAUUUAAGACGCGAAUGCGAGUUAAUCGUUCGCGCGACGGAAACGUUUUUCCCGCUUUAUAUUUCUUACCUUUGUGACAGCGUACGACCGAAUUUCCACGUGCAAGUGUGCCGGUUUAACAAAGUUACUUUACGGUUUUAUUUUCCAUGCGUUUCAACGGUUACAAUUCGCGCAGGUGAUUGAUGUUACGAUACAAAUUUACCUUUAAAACUGUGAGAAAUAUUGAAAAAGUCGUUAUCAUAAACACUGACCUCGACGAUUUAUAUAAUGGCGCUAUCGUCAGUCCAGAAAUUUCGUAGGACCAGUUCGAGAGCGUUUCGUUCCACGUUUCAGAGAUUAAAAUCGAUUUUUGUGAGUUUGUAAAUACAUCAAUGAACGAAAAUAAAUGGAAAGUGUUGAAACUGAA
This is a messenger RNA of Hylaeus volcanicus, 9262 nucleotides long. RefSeq names its product division abnormally delayed protein (gene dally). The transcript is spliced from 8 exons. Lineage: Eukaryota; Metazoa; Arthropoda; Insecta; Hymenoptera; Colletidae. Gene Ontology annotation, cellular component: cell surface; plasma membrane; extracellular region. Gene Ontology annotation, biological process: cell migration; positive regulation of canonical Wnt signaling pathway; regulation of protein localization to membrane. The coding region runs from base 1083 to 2975 and encodes 630 amino acids. The record is from RefSeq and is a predicted model, not a curated record.